AAGCAGAGUGUUUCACCAAAAUUAAGCGAAAGGAUCUUGCAACAGAUGACAAAGCACUAAAGUUCAAGUAUGAGUGGAAUGUUCAGGCUAGUUUUUGCAUUGUACCUUGUUUGUUGUGUUGCGACACAGCAAAAUUUCAAUUGUUACUAUGAGGAAAAGUUUUUAGCAAAGGUAUACCGCCUGGAAUACAGAGUAGAAAUGCUGGAAGAAAAAGCCAGUAAAGACGACAAAGAUGAUAAAGAAUGUAUGCAAUGCCCAGAUGGGUGGAUACAAUACAAAGGGUCCUGUUAUAUGAUUGUGGAAGAGAAACUAUCAUUUGAUAAAGCACGAGCCAACUGUCAAAAGCUUAAUGCUGAUUUAGUCCAUAUAGAAAACGCAGACGAGAACACGUUCAUUAGAAACCACCUUAAAACAUUGAAAG
This is a messenger RNA of Ruditapes philippinarum (Manila clam), 421 nucleotides long. Its product is annotated as C-type lectin domain family 4 member C-like. The annotation marks the transcript as partial. The transcript has 3 exons. NCBI's taxonomy places the organism in Eukaryota, Metazoa, Mollusca, Bivalvia, Venerida, Veneridae. The record is from RefSeq and is a predicted model, not a curated record.